Messenger RNA from Spodoptera exigua (beet armyworm), 1661 nucleotides. The record is from the annotation of a GenBank genome assembly. NCBI's taxonomy places the organism in Eukaryota, Metazoa, Arthropoda, Insecta, Lepidoptera, Noctuidae.
CUGGAUUCUACCUAACUUCAGAUCUGUUUAAUUACUCAUUGACGUAAAGUAAGCAUUGUUAUCAAUUCAAUAAUAAUCUGUACGCGUUAGUUCAGUGACGCCCUUGACGGGGCAGUGAACGAACGUGUUAUAAUAUUAUUUUCAUAUUUUUUCUCGAAACUAUUUAAGAAAUAAUAAUGCAAGAAUUCAAACCUACAGAACACCAGCAUGUUCGAUACAACCCCCUCAAAGAUGAAUGGGUUCUCGUCUCUCCGCAUCGCUGCCUUCGACCCUGGAGCGGGCAGACGGAAGCAGCUCCUGAGGACCAACCACCAGACCCAUUAAACCCCCUCCUGCCUGGUGCUACGAGGUCCAGUGGGCAGCGCAAUCCUGCCUACACUUCCACAUACGUGUUUCCAAAUGACUUCCCGGCGUUAUUAGAGCGCGUGCCUGAUCCGCCACCGUCAGAACAUCCCCUCUUCAGAUCAUCAGCUGCUAAGGGAACUUGCAGAGUGAUGUGCUUUCACCCUGACUCCACGAUGACCAUACCGUUGAUGACCGUCGACGAGAUCCUAGCUGUUAUUAACGAAUGGGUCAACCAGCUACAAGAGUUGGGUCGUAAGUACACGUGGGUGCAGAUAUUUGAGAAUAAAGGGGCAAUUAUGGGAUGUUCGAAUCCCCACCCUCACUGUCAAAUCUGGGCGUCAAGUUACUUGCCCAAUGAACCUCGAGUUAAGGAACGAUGCCAGAAGGAAUAUUUCAUCAAAUUCAAACGUCCCAUGCUGUUAGACUAUUUGAAGGAAGAAAUGAUCAAGAAGGAACGAGUUGUAAUUCAGAACGCGGAAUGGGUGGCGUUAGUGCCAUACUGGGCCGUGUGGCCUUACGAAACUAUGCUACUACCAAUAAAUGGUAGACCGCAGAGGAUGACCGACUUGACAGAGGAACAGAAGCGGUCGCUAGCGGAAAUUAUGAAGCAGUUAAACAUCAAAUAUGAUAAUCUGUUCAAAUGCAGCUUCCCUUAUAGCAUGGGUUUUCAUGGUGCCCCAACUGGCCCAUCGGCUGCUCCAGGCGACUCCCCUCACUGGCUCUUGCACGCCAUCUACCUACCACCGCUACUGAGAUCGGCAACUGUCAAAAAGUUUAUGGUCGGCUAUGAAAUGUUGGCACAGUCCCAAAGGGAUUUGACGCCUGAACAAGCCGCUCAGAGGCUGAGAGAGUGUGAUGAUGUACAUUAUAAGGCCAAGAAGUAGAUUUUUUUGGACGCUUACUCAUAACUAGUCUUGAAAUGUAUGAAAAAAAUAAACAAUGAAUUUAUUUUUGCAAAUAGGCUUUAAAACGACACUUUUACACGUCAAAAUAUAUGUAAAAAUAACCUAGAUGAACAUUUCCGGUCUAUCUGACUACUCUGAAAAGAAAUCCCGAAUCAAACUAAAAAGUCCAUCUCUUGUCGUACGUGUCGUAUGUCGAACAUGUUGCUUACAAAUUUGAGCUCCAAGCGUUUUUUAAAUCUUGAACAUUUAAGUGAGUAAGCAGUAAAACUGACGUCUGAAUGUUGUGUUUAUAAUUUCGUUGUAAAACUUACCGUGUUGAAGCUAUAUGAGUUUGUAAGUUUGGGAAUAACUUUUUUAUAAUAGUUACUAAGUCAUAAAAUAUUGUAGCACGUUAAUAAAAUGCUUUGUUAA